UAUCAUCAACAUGCUUAUCCCGCUGCCGAAGAUGCUUGCCGCUCGGGAAACCUUUCGCUGCCGCUAUUGGUCCACAACACUGCAUGCCAAGGGCGGCUACAUCCCUCCCCCAGGCAACAUCCCGCGUGCUGCGCCUGGUUAGAGAGCUAUGUCGCAACAGCUGAGUCAUCUUGUCGGAGACUCUCGACGAGCGAAUGGAAUCAACCACCGUCAGGUCUCUAUAGCGUCGUUCAUAUCAUGUUUUAUUCGAAUCAUCGAAUUAUGAUGACUGGAACCUACCGCCAUACUCCGAUCACCGAGGAGCGGAAUAUUCGGAUUCUGCAACUUCAACCCGCAUCUCAAGGCAGCCAACUCCAGUGCAAACUCCUAGAAGUCAGUCUCGACGACGCGCCGAAAUACCGCGCUCUUUCCUACGUUUGGUCCUCGGGACCCAGCGUGUCAUAUUCUCUGUGAUGGCAAGCGUCUCCAAAUCACGUCUAAUUGCGAGGGUGCUCUUCUUCGGCUUCGACAUCGGAAAAUGCCACAGCUUUGGUGGAUCGAUGCUAUUUGCAUCGAUCAAACGGUAGAAGCCCUUGAUGAACGGAGCAACCAAGUACGCAUGAUGAGCGAAAUUUAUACCACGGCCCACGAAACUGUGGCAUGGAUGGGG
Molecule: messenger RNA, 649 nt
Organism: Mytilinidion resinicola
Lineage: Eukaryota; Fungi; Ascomycota; Dothideomycetes; Mytilinidiales; Mytilinidiaceae
Exons: 1
Source: RefSeq, a predicted model, not a curated record